Messenger RNA from Nanorana parkeri, 1173 nucleotides. It is a transcript of the gene ACER2, whose product is annotated as alkaline ceramidase 2. Bases 342 to 1169 code for a protein of 275 amino acids. Gene Ontology annotation, molecular function: hydrolase activity, acting on carbon-nitrogen (but not peptide) bonds, in linear amides. The record is from RefSeq and is a predicted model, not a curated record. Gene Ontology annotation, biological process: ceramide metabolic process. The transcript has 7 exons. Gene Ontology annotation, cellular component: membrane. Lineage: Eukaryota; Metazoa; Chordata; Amphibia; Anura; Dicroglossidae.
UACAGUUCAUGUGCCGGCCCGGCCCCUCCCCCGGGGCGGGGCUGCAUCCAGUUAAUGGACGGCUUCAAUUAUUAUCAGCACUUCCAAGAACAAGCAGAUGGCCGGGGAACAAUAAGAGGAGACACUGGCUGUUGUGUGUUGUGUAACCGGCUCUGCUUACUCCACAUUUCCCCGAGUUCCCGUAUCCUGUGUAUGGAGAAGAAGCCAUAACAUCGCCUUGCUGUUUACAUAAGCAGACACUUUCUGGAGGAACGCGAUCAGCAAGAAAGAAGAUCAUCAUCAUCAGCAGAUCUGUGCAACAAAGCUGACGGGUAACUUGUCUACAGAGAAGUACAUCAGUGAUGGCAUCUUUGAAGAUAUGGGACCAUCUGCAGGCUGGCAGCUCCGAGGUGGACUGGUGUGAAGACAACUACAAAAUCGUCCCCACUAUUGCUGAGUUUUACAAUACAGUCAGCAACAUUUUGUUUUUUGUUUUACCACCCAUAUGCAUGUGCCUGUUCCGUCAGUACGCCACCUGCUUCAACAGCGGCAUAUAUUUAAUAUGGACCCUACUUGUUGUGGUUGGAAUUGGGUCAGUGUACUUUCAUGCAACACUGAGUUUCCUGGGACAGAUGUUGGACGAGCUGGCCAUUCUUUGGGUGUUAAUGUCUGCAUUAGCAAUGUGGUUUCCAAAAAGGCACUUGCCUAGGAUCUUCCGGCAUGAUAGGUGGAGAUUUAAAGCAGUAGUCGGAGUUAUUUCUGGAAUUACAACAGUCUUGGGAUUUAUCAAGCCUGCAAUCAACAACAUAUCUCUAAUGACACUUGGAAUACCCUGUACAAUCCUACUCAUUACAGAGCUUAAGAGGUGUGACAACAUGCGAGUUUAUAAGUUGGGUCUGAUGUCAGGCUUUUGGUGGACAUUAGCAUUAGUCUGCUGGAUUAGUGACAAAGCGUUCUGUGAAAUAUGGUCUCAUUUCAACUUUCCCUAUCUCCACUGUGUAUGGCACAUUCUCAUCUGCCUGGCUGCCUACCUCGGCUGUGUCUGCUUUGCCUACUUUGAUGCAGCAUCUGAAAUCCCUGAGCAGGGGCCAGUCAUUAAGUUCUGGCCCAGUGAGAAGUGGGCUUUUAUCGGCGUUCCCUACGUCAGCUUGCUGUGUGCUCACAGAAAGUCACCGGUGAAAAUUACAUGAAUUC